AAGGAGAUGUGGAAACCCACGUCACCCUGUCAUGAUGAGUCUCUGCCGCUGGUGACAGGGGAGGAUGUUUUGGCACAUGGGUCCCAUCUGACCUGGAGUCUGUACCGACACACACUGACAGAGAUUACAUCGCUGGACACGAGCGGCAGCAGCGGCUCUACGUGAUGGAGGAGUAACCCGCUUCUUCACGAAUGAAGAGGUGAUGGGUUGGACGAAGCUGAAUUGUGCCGGAACUCUACCGAUACAGACCUUGAGGAUAUUAAACAACACGACUGACCAUGAGUCAGAAACACUGUUGGGGACAGGAGGACCUCAACAGCGUGUGCUCGGGCCUGAGUGCUGACAUGGAACAAAACCUGACGGAGCUUCAACAACAGCAAAUGGACAAGGAAUUAAAAUCCAAUAUCUCAGGCCCCCAGUCUCCUUUCUACUCUGAUACUUAUUGCCUAAUGUCAAAUAACUUACUGCGGACCCAUGACGGAGACCAGGUCGUCCCUUCUUCCCAGAGAAGACCAGUGUCCGGGGGCUUCCAGAGAGGUCCCAAGCCCCUGCCACCUCUCCCUGACCCCGAGGAACUCAUGUCGGACGAAGCAGCUGAUAACGAGGUGGAGUUUUUUACCAGUGACCGAUGCCGCCUUUUGCCCAAAAGCUGCCCCAAGGCCAUAACCAGGGGCAGCUACAGAGAGAGUGGACAAGUGAAUCAUGCCUACCAGGAGAGGCUGGUGGAGCCAGUCCCAGCAGGUGGAGCUGGAAUCGGCUCCAUGGCUUUCUCCUGGCCUGGCAGAGAGGACAGACCAACAGGUAGAGGAGGGUUCGGAGCAAACAACUGGGCACCUGCUCCCAGCAGAGAGGAGCACCAUAAUGUGGCAUCAGCAGCUGGGGAUUCUUUGUGUAGCAAACAGUCGGAUCCCCACCAGUCAGCCAGAUUUCGCUUUUCCUUCUCAGGCCAAGCAUUCCAGCCACACAGCAGCAUCGCAACCUGCCCCACCGAAAAACCACUGAUCCCUCCUCGCAUCCCCAUCCCGCGAAAACCUCCCGCCCUCGUAAAGACUGUGAGGGCCAACGAGGAGGACAGGCCUCCCAGGAUUCCUCCGAGGGUCCCUUUAGUGCCGCCCUGCCCGCCACGCACCCCUAGCCCCAAACGCCUUCCGAUCUAUAUCAACGGUGUGAUGCCCGCCACCCAGAGUUUUGCUGCUAACCCUAAAUAUGUGAGCAAGGCCGUACAGAGACACCACAGUGAGAGGUCGCCCCCCGCAGCUCAGUCUACUCCCUGCAUCGUUCCCAUCUUGAAGGACGGGAGACAGGCCAGCGCCACCCACUACAUCCUCCUGCCACCGGGCCGACCGCCGCGCACAGACCGACGGGAGAGAGUCCUCGGGGAAACGUCGCGGAUGUGGCAGAACAGAUAAAAGCCCUCACACUGUGAGAGUGUUAACUGAACAUUUUACCAGCCAGUAUUUUAGCAGCAUGUUUUCCUCUGGUUCAACUCGGAAACACAUCAUAACAUUCCAGUGAUUUCACUAACAGGGGAGAAGUAUUCACCUCAUAUUCCCUUUUUUACUUUUGUUUGCUGGGAAACUGCGUUUAUCUCACAGGGAAGAAAAGCCUCUGUCAGUCACUCGCUCACAUCACGAAAAGAAAGAGUUCACGACAUUUCUUAUAUGUGAGUAAAUAAUUACUGUAUGUAUGAGCUGGGCUUGUACGUGAAUUUUUAUUUGACAAUGCUGCUUUAUAUCUUAAGUAUAAUAUUGUUGAUGGAUUUAAUGUUUUGCUGAAUCAUUCUCACACCAAGAUAAUUAUGAUUCAUAGUUAAUUAGACAGUGAACUCAUGUUAUUUUGAAAACUUCAUAAUAUAAAAACUUUAUUUUAUAAGGUUCAAUGGAUUCUAGUCAAUUUCAAUGCUAAUUAUUUUUGCCACUUUAGUGUGAGUGUGCAGUUCUCAAUCCAAAAGCUGGUUUCACUUCAAACAACAAACCACAUCCCGCUGCUAUACACUCACAUUUAUAAUCUCAUUGAUUGAUUUCAUAUUUCAUAUUUCAUUAUUAUAUGAUCAGUGUUUAAUUUAUUUAAAAGUAUGUUCAGUGAUCCAACUAAUUUAAACUUGCCAUCACACUUGAUAAUGAUUGACAGGCCCUUUGAUACACAUAUAUAGAACAGCAGCAAGUCAUUCAUGUUUUUAAGAUUUUACAUCAGCUGUGUUUAUAAACCUAUUUGUAUGUAAGAGGCCUUUUAAAGAAAAUAUUAUGAUCAGUUGACAAACACUAAAUAUUGAUAAUUUUAAAGCAAAAUAUUUAACAAUGUGUAUGAAUUUAACUCAAAUGCUGCAUUCAUGGUCACAAGCGUAAAGAUCUGGAUGAAUGUCUGUGCGGAGAAUAGAAAUCCUGUUACAUUAGUGCAGACCCACAUUUACAGCCUCUGUUACACCAGUGAGUUGAAAAGUUCUCAUGAAGGUUCUGUGGCUGUUGUUAGUUCAUCAUGUUGCCGUGUCGAAAGUGAAUCAUUGUAAAAUUAUGUUUUUAAUAUAUUUAUAGAAAUAAAAUAACUUAUUCAUUCUA
Molecule: messenger RNA, 2555 nt
Organism: Platichthys flesus (European flounder)
Lineage: Eukaryota; Metazoa; Chordata; Actinopteri; Pleuronectiformes; Pleuronectidae
Product: ERBB receptor feedback inhibitor 1
Exons: 4
Coding region: 279-1409 (376 amino acids)
Biological process (GO): negative regulation of epidermal growth factor receptor signaling pathway; regulation of keratinocyte differentiation
Cellular component (GO): extrinsic component of cytoplasmic side of plasma membrane
Source: RefSeq, a predicted model, not a curated record